AUGGUGGCCGACGACGAUGACACCGCCACCAUCACCGCCGCCUCCUCUCCUCCUCCUCCUCCUCGCCGGCCCGCUCAGCUUUCUGUUCGCUCCGCCGGCCCCGUUAUCCGCUUCCUCACCCUUUCCGCCGGCAUCUCAGGACUACUCUUUGGCUUCGACACGGGUGUCAUCAGCUCUACCUUGGUCUCCCUCGGCUCCGAUCUCUCCAAUCGUCCCUUGACGACGUCCGACAAGAGCAUCGUGACCGCCAUUACUUCGUUAUUCGCCUUGCUCUCCGCUCCCACUACUGGCUUCUUCGCCGAUCGGUAUGGCAGGAAAUCCGUCAUUGUGGUCCCGGCCAUGCUGUUCGCUCUAGGAGCCGUUAUCCAGGCCGGGGCUAAUUAUGUCUGGAUUAUGGCUGCUGGCCGAGCCUUGGUCGGCGCUGCUGUCGGCGUGGCAAGUGGUGCUGUGCCGCUGUACAUCACCGAGCUCGCUCCUGCUGAGCUUCGAGGUCGACUGGUCACCAUCCAGUCCCUAUUCAUCACCGGUGGACAGGUCGUGGCCUACUUGAUCGGCUGGGCCUUCGCAGCACUGCCUCAUGGAUGGAGGUAUAUGGUGGGUGUGGGAGCAGUGCCCGCUCUGUUGCAACUCGCUCUCUUGUUGUGGAUGCCAGAGACCCCGAGAUGGCUGCUCCAGACGGGGCAACAGGAACGGGCACGUGCUGUCCUGCAAGCCGUGUACGCGACCCUGGCAUCGAGUGAACGAGACUCCAUGGUCGACUAUGUCCUCGCGGGUAUUCACGCAGAGAUACUGGAAGAAGACAAGACUCUGCAAGGCGUGAGUACAAGCAGCGAUGGCACUUCUGGCUUCCGAAAUGCUUCCAAAGAGCUCUUUGCUACUCCUGCAAAUCGCAGAGCCUUGACUAUCGCCUGCAUGCUCCAAGGUUUGCAACAACUGUGUGGCUUUAACUCGUUGAUGUAUUUUUCCGCUACUAUCUUCAGCCUGGUCGGCUUCACAUCACCCAUAGGCACCUCCCUGUCCAUCGCACUGACCAACUUUGUCUUCACUCUCGUCGCCUUCGCCCUUAUCGAUAGCGUGGGUCGACGCAAGAUGCUCCUGCGGACCAUUCCCUUCAUGGUCCUGGGUCUGCUGGCGUGUAGCGUCGCAUUCAUGUUCAUUCCACCCAGCCAAUCACACCUGACCUCUAACCCAGAUGGUAUGCGUAAUGCCAGUGGAACUUGGUCAAUCGUUCUCCUGCUCAGUCUGAUUCUGUACGUGGCCGCGUACGCCUCGGGCCUUGGAACGGUGCCUUGGCAGCAAUCCGAAUUAUUCCCGCUGCGUGUACGAUCCCUCGGCUCUGGCCUUGCCACCACUACGAAUUGGAGCAGCAACUUUGUGAUUGGCAUGACAUUUCUGCCCAUGAUGAACAUUUUGGGGGCGAGUACGACGUUCACGCUGUAUGCUAUCAUUUCUGUGCUGGGAUGGGCGACCAUCUGGACCAUCUAUCCCGAGACGGCGGGCUUGGAGCUCGAAGGCAUUGGUGAAAUCUUGCGAGAUGGCUGGGGUGUCACUGAAAGUAUACACGGCUUUCGAGAGCGGCAACGGGAAGCCUGGGAGCGUGAACAUGGAGGUUGAACGGUGCGAGGCUCCCGUUUACACACUCACACAUACAUCUCCAAUGUCAUGAAUCAAGGACAUGUCGCACAUGAUCAUCUCGUGCGCACCAACGUGGAAUGGGGACAAUCAAGUGUCAUGCAAGAUGCUUGCGGUCACAUCUAAAUGUGAAUAAAUACAUCGGCAUGGCGAUUCUCGAACCAAACAGAUACAUUUCCCUCCUUCCAAACUCCGCGCUCAUUGGAAAAAGCAAAGCAGUCCGCAGUCUGCCGUGGUCGUCUUGACAAGAUCUAUUCGUCAUCUCGGGAUAACGGACGAAGCGCACUCACGUGGUGGCUGGAUUCUGUCCAGUAUCAGGCGCAGCAUUCUCGGUGCUCGUACCCUUUUCCACCUUGGCUUUCUUCACUUCGCCCACACCAUCGCUCGCUCCAUCCCCACCGUACGUGUUGGUGACAUCCGACAUGGCAGGUCUCUUCGUUGCUGCACCGGGUGGCUUAUAGCCAUUACUGUUCCGAAAGCCUCCACCUGCUAGUGGCAUGCCAAUCUUUCGACUCGUAUCGGCGGCGGGAUUAAUGUAAUUGGUCGCAGUCGGCCGUGAUGCACCACCCACGAUGUUGCCUGCGCCCACGCUAACGGGCUUGAAGCCUCCCGCGCCACCUGCCGUCGCCUGCGCCGCUGGCUGCUGACCUGUCAAAGGCUGUCCUGCUGCAAGUUGUUCGCGUCUGAUGGGAGCUGACACGCGAGGAUUGACACCCUGCGUUCGUCGUAUGGAUGGACUCUCGGCGUGUGGAUUGAACGCUGGAUUUGCAUCGGGCUUCGCGAGUGCGCGCCCGGACAUGAAACCUACAGCAGCCCCUGGUGGGGGCAUACUGGGCUCGUCGACCUGUGCUUGGACAUUGGCGGGAUGAUGUGGCCGUUGCUGGGCGUGCGCUGUUGGCGACUCCAGAGUACUUCCCGAUGAGGAAUUCGACCGGACGCCAUCUGGAUUCUGUUGAGCGUUCUUAUUCGUCGUCUGCUGCGGUUGGGGCUGCGGUUGCGGCUGUGGUUGCGGUUGCGCCUGUGCUCGUUGUUGGUUCCCUGGCGUUUGCGGCGGUACCAUUCGCUGCGCUGAUUGUGCUGCAUUCUGUGGCUGUCGCUGUACGGCUUGCGGCUUUGGCGGAGCCUGCAUUCUCGUGACUGGAGCUGGUGGCUGAAUGUUCGGCGGUGGUAUCGUGGGCAUGGAGUGCGUUCUGGACAUGGCCUGUCGCUGCCCAUUCUGUUGCGGACCUAUGGCUCGUUGCACAUGCGCGGGCGGACCAUUGCUGAUUUCGGAGUCGUCCAGCCUCACUUCAUCGGGAUGGCUGAAAUCAGUCUCAUCAAACUCGGCAGUCUCCCCAAAAUCAUCGUCAAACUCUCCCGAGCCAGCAGAAUGUGCGGACUGCAAGCUCGUGUUCCUGCGAGAGCCAUUAUCCCUCCCUGGCGUUGGCGCCGCCUGUAUUGUCGGUUCCUUCUUCACGACUGCGUAGUCUGGGUGUCGAUGUAGAUUGUCGGUGGUCCAUUUCGAGGGUGCAACCUUGACUUUGGUGAUUUUCUGCAGGUAUUCCUUGUCGUAUAAGCAGUUGCCGAGCACGUUGCCAAAGUUCCGCAGUGCUCGCUUCAUAGCGUCGGUCGCAGCUUCCUUUUUCGCCUUCUCGAAUGCAGCAGCUUUGCCUUUGGUAUUCUCGCAAUGUCCGUAGCCAAUGUCUUCGUGGAAUGUGCCAUCCUUUACUGUCACUCGCACAAUGGUGGACAAGCCCAAGUUGAUCCGCCCCGUCUCCCUGUUCUCGUCCACAAAGUCGAUUUGGACGUUCUGAAUGGACGAGCUCCAGCCAUUGAAGCCAAAGACCUCAUUGGCAAGAUUGAUGACCUUUUCUGCCGCCAAGUAGUGCACCUUUCCGCCCCCAGCACCUGGUCGCGUAGAGAUGUAUUCAGGGCCCAGUUGUUUUUCGAGUCGGCUCUGCAGAGUGGCAAUCUCCUGGGCAGUGUAUUCGGAAAUGCGCGGUUCGGAUUUGACGAAGGGGUUGACGGUGUUGG
Messenger RNA from Sphaerulina musiva SO2202, 3645 nucleotides. RefSeq names its product MFS myo-inositol transporter. Gene Ontology annotation, molecular function: myo-inositol:proton symporter activity. Gene Ontology annotation, cellular component: membrane. Lineage: Eukaryota; Fungi; Ascomycota; Dothideomycetes; Mycosphaerellales; Mycosphaerellaceae. Gene Ontology annotation, biological process: transmembrane transport. The transcript is spliced from 2 exons. The record is from RefSeq and is a predicted model, not a curated record. The coding region runs from base 1 to 1614 and encodes 537 amino acids.